Lodderomyces margitis is the source of this 1683-nucleotide messenger RNA. It is a transcript of the gene PGM2, whose product is annotated as phosphoglucomutase. Bases 1 to 1683 code for a protein of 560 amino acids. Gene Ontology annotation, biological process: carbohydrate metabolic process. Gene Ontology annotation, molecular function: magnesium ion binding; phosphoglucomutase activity. The record is from RefSeq and is a predicted model, not a curated record. Gene Ontology annotation, cellular component: cytosol. Lineage: Eukaryota; Fungi; Ascomycota; Pichiomycetes; Serinales; Debaryomycetaceae. The transcript has a single exon.
AUGUUAGACGUCAAAAUUGAUACAAUUGAUACAAAGCCAUUCCAAGAUCAAAAGCCUGGUACUUCAGGCUUAAGGAAGAAAGUCACUGUUUUCCAACAACCCCAUUAUACUGAAAAUUUCAUUCAAGCAAUUUUAGAUGCAAUUCCUGAAGGUAGCAAAGAUGCAACGUUAGUCAUUGGAGGUGAUGGAAGAUACUACAACGAUGUAGUCAUUCAAUUGAUCUUCAAGAUUGCCGCUGCCAAUGGUGUAAAGAAAGUUAUCUUGGGUCAAAAUGGUAUCUUGUCUACACCAGCUACAUCACAUGUGAUUAGAUUGUUGGGAGCUACUGGUGGGAUCAUUUUAACCGCAAGUCACAAUCCUGGUGGACCAAAGAAUGACUUAGGUAUCAAGUACAACUUGGGCAAUGGUGGACCAGCACCUGAAUCAGUCACCAACAAGAUUUUUGACAUUUCGAAAACGUUGACCAGUUAUAAAUUGGCUCAAUUAGACGAUGUUGACAUCUCCAAAAUUGGGCAAGUUAAAGCAGGUCCUCUUGAGAUUGAAGUUAUUGAUUCCACCAAGGACUAUGUUGAAAUGUUGAAGGACGUCUUUGAUUUCCCAUUGAUUAAAUCAUUCUUGGACAAAGCAACAAAAGAACAAGGGUUUAAAGUCUUAUUUGAUGCGUUGAAUGGUGUUACUGGUCCAUAUGGAUACAAGAUUUUUGUUGAAGAAUUGGGCUUGCCUGAAUCAUCAAUUCAGAACUGUAAACCAUUGAGCGAUUUUGGUGGUUUGCAUCCUGAUCCAAAUUUAACUUAUGCGCAUACACUUGUUGAAAGAGUGGAUAAAGAAGGUAUUGCAUUUGGUGCCGCAUCCGAUGGUGAUGGUGAUAGAAACAUGAUUUACGGAGCAGGUACAUUUGUAUCCCCCGGUGAUUCAGUGGCUAUUAUAUCAGAAUAUGCAGACGCCAUUCCUUACUUCAAGAAACAAGGUAUCUAUGGAUUGGCUAGGUCAAUGCCAACUUCAGGAGCCAUUGACUUGGUUGCGAAAGAUAAAGGAGUCGAUGUAUACGAAGUCCCCACCGGUUGGAAGUUUUUCUGUUCGCUCUUUGACGCUAAAAAAUUGAGUAUUUGUGGAGAAGAAAGUUUUGGUACUGGAUCAAACCACAUUAGAGAAAAGGAUGGAUUAUGGGCCAUUGUAGCUUGGUUGAAUUUAUUAGCUGAUUAUCAUAAAUCAAACCCUGGUAAACUGACGUCGAUUGAAAUUGUUCAAAAUUCAUUUUGGGACAAGUAUGGAAGAACUUUUUUCACCAGGUAUGAUUAUGAAAAUGUCUCGAGUGAGGGUGCCAAUAAAUUGAUUGACUUGUUGCAAAAGAUUGUUGAUGAGCACAAACAAGGUGAUGAAUUGGCUCCUGGCUAUACAAUUAAGCAAGCCGAGAACUUUUCGUAUACUGAUUUAGACGGAUCAAUUUCUUCCAAACAGGGUUUGUUUAUUAAAUUCACCAAUGGAUUACGAUUUAUUGUUCGGUUAUCAGGAACCGGGUCUUCUGGAGCUACGGUUAGAUUAUAUUUGGAAAAACAUUCCAAUGAUGCGUCAACUUAUCAAGUUAAAGUUGAUGAGUAUUUGGUCAAGGACAUUGACUUUGUUUUGAACUUGUUGAAGUUUAAACAAUUUUUGGGUAAAGAAGAACCCGAUGUACGUACAUGA